Ipomoea nil (Japanese morning glory) is the source of this 1596-nucleotide messenger RNA. RefSeq names its product polyadenylate-binding protein-interacting protein 8-like. The record is from RefSeq and is a predicted model, not a curated record. NCBI's taxonomy places the organism in Eukaryota, Viridiplantae, Streptophyta, Magnoliopsida, Solanales, Convolvulaceae. The transcript is spliced from 10 exons. The coding region runs from base 333 to 1340 and encodes 335 amino acids. Gene Ontology annotation, molecular function: RNA binding.
AAAAACUCAGUAGUCUCUGUCUACGUAUUCUCUCUCCUAUCCAUCUCCUUGUUUCAUUUCCAGAAAUUUGUCACAACUUGGAAUGCAUUUAUUAUAGUUUUUUUUUUUCCAUAACAAUUUUAUCAAUUUAUGUGAGAGAAUAAAUAUAGUUCUUCCUUUCAAAUAAAUAAAUAAAUAUGGAGAUUACCCAAUUCUGAAAGCUGUUCUUUUGCCAUUGAUCUUUGGCAUCAUCAAGAUUGAGUCUUUGGAGGGGUUGAUAAAAGGGUAUUCAUCUGAGUUGUGAUUUCUUAAACAAAAACUUCCCUUUUUAGUGUAUUUUGGCGUUUGAUUUAAUGGCUGCUGGUGCGGAGGUGUCUGGUGAGGCAGCAGUGGUUAAGGCUACUGCUACAGAGAAUUCUUCUUCGUUACCGGACAAUUAUGCCGAUUCCGGCAAAAUUUCCGAUGCCGGUUCUGAUCUCAGCGCUAAUGCGAAAUCAGAAUCCAUGUUAGACGGUGAUAAGGGGUCCAAUUCUGAUCCGAAUUCGAUCUUGAACUCGAAAUCAGAGUAUCAAAUGCAGGAUCUGGUUGAUAUGUUGAAGACUUUGAAAUUGAAUCCAUUGGCGAAGGAGUUCUUUCCUUCUUCCUAUCAUCGUGAUCAAAUGGGAGUCCAUAAUUUCGUGGGGGCUCAUAAGGGUUUGGGGCCUGACGGUGUCCGGAAUUAUCGAAAGAGAGGAAACAACAACAACCAGGGUAGAAGGAGAACAAGCAAUAGGCUUUUCAGAGCUCAAAGAGAAGAUACUGUCAGGAGAACAGUCUAUGUUUCUGACAUUGAUCAAAAUAUCACUGAAGAGAGUCUUGCUGCCUUAUUUAGUGCCUAUGGACAAGUUGUUGAUUGCCGUGUUUGUGGUGAUCCUCACUCCCGUCUUCGCUUUGCUUUUGUGGAGUUUGCUGAUGAAUACUCUGCUAGAGCAGCUCUUUGCCUCUCUGGCACAAUAUUAGGUUUCUCUCAACUGAAGGUCCUGCCUUCAAAAACUGCCAUCCUGCCUGUGAAUCCUACAUUCCUUCCCAGGUCAGAGGAUGAACGUGAGAUGUGUACUAGGACAGUUUACUGCACAAAUAUUGAUAAGAAGGUUUCCCAAGCUGAUGUUAAAGACUUUUUUGAAACAAGAUGUGGUGAGGUUUCCCGCCUGAGGCUUUUGGGGGAUCAAGUUCACUCAACCCGAAUUGCUUUUGUUGAAUUUGUUGUGGCUGAGAGUGCAAUUUUGGCGCUGGACUGUUCUGGUGAAACGAUGGGGUCUCAACACAUCAGGGUGAGUCCUUCAAAGACGCCGGUGAGGCCACAAGUCUCGCGCACACAUUAGCCUGCAGCCUCCCCCUGGUACAGUGGAACUCGACAUGAGAGAGUGAAGGGAUAUGAUGGAUGCAUGCAUGCAUGAAUGGUGAAACAAAGUGAGUCAGUCAGUCUUGGUUUCAUCCAUGAUAGUUGUUUUAAUUUAGUGGUUUUCUUUUUUCCCUGGCAAUUAAGAGAAAUUAUUUAGUCUGUUCAAACUCUGAGUGUUGUUGACCUUUGACUUUGAGAGAACUAUUUAAAUCUGGAAAUGUCCCAAAUGUUGACUU